AUGUUCCUAACGCGCAGUGAAUACGAUCGCGGUGUGAACACAUUUUCACCGGAAGGACGACUUUUCCAGGUGGAAUAUGCUAUCGAAGCGGUCAAGCUCGGUUCUACAAGUAUUGGAAUCCGUACAAAUGAAGGAGUAAUUUUAGCGGCUGAGAAACGCGCCACAUCAAAAUUGAUGGUUAACGAAGGCACAGAAAAGAUUUCGAAGGUUGACUCACAUGUUGCUGUUACGUUUGCUGGCCUAAUUGCCGAUUCACGUACGCUUGUGGAGCGUGCACAGGCCGAAGCGCAGAAUUUUUGGUACACCUAUAAUCGAAAAAUGCGCGUUGAGGAUGUAACAAUGUCUGUUGCGAAUCUGGCGCUACAGUUUGGUGAUGAUGAUGCCAAGGCUGGACUUUUAAUGAUAAAAAAAGAAGCAUCGAUGUCGAGACCAUUUGGCGUAGCACUACUUUUUGCUGGUUAUGAUCAGGAUGGACCAAGACUCUUUUAUUUGGAUCCAUCAGGUACAUUUGUUGAUUGCAUGGCAAAGUCGAUUGGUGCUGCAUCGGAUGGAGCUGAACAGAGCUUGAAGGAAAAGUAUCAUGAGUCGUUAACGCUUGCCGAAGCAAAGAAGAUUGCGCUGGCCAUCCUGAAGCAGGUAAUGGAAGAAACGCUUACAAGUGCGAAUGUUGAAGUGGCUUCAGUAACACCAAUCAAAGAUAGCGCAGCAUUCCUGCACGCGGGUGAUUUCUAG
This is a messenger RNA of Gongylonema pulchrum, 732 nucleotides long. The record is from the annotation of a GenBank genome assembly. NCBI's taxonomy places the organism in Eukaryota, Metazoa, Nematoda, Chromadorea, Rhabditida, Gongylonematidae.